AUGUCCGACCAUGCUCGCAGAACAACCGUGGCCAAACCCCAGCGUACCAGUACCCCGUGUAGGACAUGCAACAAUCUCGACCCUCGAGGACACUCUUCUACUUUUUACGAUACCGAGAGUACAUCGCGUUCCAUAGCCAGCUUGACCUUGAUUGUCGAUGCCUUGUCCCUUAAAAGGUCACGCGAAAAUUGCCCACGAUGCCAUCUCGUGGCCGAGGCCCUUGAUGCCCAUUCUAAGGACUGGAAAACUAGCCGUCCUCCCGUGCUGCUUGAGUUGACCGAGCACGCUCCGAUUCGAAUCACCCUCCAACUUUCUCGAUCGAGCAGUGAAAAGGUAGAGAUAUACGCAUCUUCAAAUACUCCUAGACCAUGGUCUACACUGGGGUGUGGUCACAGCAUUCCAAAACAUGCCGACUCCGAUGGCAGCCUUCGGUUCGCCAAGAAGGCAAUCGAAGAUUGCGUCAAGAACCAUAAGUCAUUACUAUGCGGUCAAAGCCGACGGGAUAAAUUCGUCCCAUCGAGGCUCAUACAUAUUGAUGAAAACAACACUGAUACAAAGCUUUGCGAGUCUCCACCGCAAAAUGCGAAAUACGUCGCCCUCAGCCAUUGCUGGGGAUAUGGACCACCUUUUACCACCACGAUUGCAACGUUAGAGGAAAGAAAAAGUGGCAUAGACUAUGAUUGUCUACCUCCACUGUUCCAAGAUGCUAUAUUCCUCACGGAAGAGCUAGGGAUUAAAUAUCUAUGGAUAGAUGCCCUUUGUAUCAUUCAAGACUCAAGAGAAGACUGGGAGACAGAAUCAGUCAACAUGAGCAACAUCUAUGAGAAUGCUUAUGUGACGAUUGCAGCAACAUCUUCCAACAGCAAUGACCGCGAGAUAUUUUCAGCGCGACCACGAGCCACUAAACUGCACUACCAAGCCAAUCCGCGCACCAAGGUCUACACAGUUCGCGCACGAAAAAUGCCGAAUCACCACCCAACGAUUGGAGAAGAUCAGAGUCCGGCUCGACCAAUGGGACCGCUGAUGUCUCGAGCUUGGGCACUGCAAGAACAUGUCCUAUGCUCACGGAUUCUACACUUCACCAGUACCGAGAUUCUCUUCGAAUGUGGACUCGCUUACUGCUGCGAGUGUAUGCCGUCUCCCAAACGAUUCAUGACAACACCUGGCCUACUGCCUAGGCUGCUCACAACUGGCAAAAAGCGUUCGUACUGGAAGACAUGGCACCAAAUCGUGACGCAGUUUAGCACGCGAGAUUUGACCAUUCCAUCCGACAAACUGCCGGCUAUAUCUGGUAUCGCGAAGAAGUUCCGCGAGCCUACAAGAUCGGCCUACAUUGCGGGCCUGUGGAGAGACAACCUUGUUGAAGACCUGCUCUGGUCAUCAGAUCGUUCUCUGCAACCACCGCAUGCUGCGCGCAGACUGAGUGUUUACAGAGCUCCCAGCUUCUCCUGGGCAUCGGUAGAUACGCAGAUUCAGUACUACGAGCCGGACAGAGCCAGUGAAAAAGAUGUCGAUUCGCUGGUCACCAUCUACGAAGCUUGCACCAGUCUCACCGGCAGAAACACCUUAGGUGCUGUGAAGGACGGCUGGAUCCGCCUCAAAGGCCCGGUAGUUGAAGCCACGCUCAUCGCGCCAGAAGAGUAUUCGUUUUCAUACCAACUGUUCCGCACCGGGAACCCCUCCAUCGACGUAGCGCCGGACAGCUUGCUUGUCACAGAGGAUGUCGACCACGCAACAACAAGUCCGUUGCCACAACAAGAAUCACCCACAAAAACCAGCAACUACGCGGAUGCUACAAGCGCGGCCUCCAAUGACUCGCCCACUACCAAUCCUGCCAAAACAGUCCGCAGAGCACGUCCAGCGGAGAUAUACACUUCCUUCAAAGCGCCAGUGCUCUGUCUGGGCAUCGCGCGCUAUGAGGGCUCCUGGAUUUCAGGCAUCGUUUUAGGCUUGUCUGGCCGCACUAUGGGAGAAGCGGAUGCUGCAGCAUCGACGCAAGAGAUGCGCUGCUACGAACGGCUGGGCACGUUUUCUGCGGGCGAGGAGUGGUUCCAGGGCGCGGAGAAGAGGGAGAUGUUUCUUGUUUGAAGUGUGACCUGGGCUUGGAUGAGCGAGUUGUGGGAGCAGCCACGGCUUUGUGGUUGUCGCAGAAAAUCGAUACACUUCCGCUCGGUCGGGGAUCAUGUGGCAGUUCAUGGCCAAAAUACUGCUAGGAGUUCCCUAAUAUGUCCGCUACGAUGAAUCAAUCGAACCUUGGGAGAUCAUGGACCAUUCGAUAGAUACCAACAACUGCAGUGAAAUUCUUCUGUACAUCUCGAAGGAUAUUCUGCUGGAAACGAAUAUUAUAAGCCGCACGUCUCUAGUA
Aplosporella prunicola CBS 121167 is the source of this 2365-nucleotide messenger RNA. RefSeq lists its product as uncharacterized. NCBI's taxonomy places the organism in Eukaryota, Fungi, Ascomycota, Dothideomycetes, Botryosphaeriales, Aplosporellaceae. The record is from RefSeq and is a predicted model, not a curated record. The coding region runs from base 1 to 2088 and encodes 695 amino acids. The transcript has 2 exons.